Molecule: messenger RNA, 6400 nt
Organism: Gadus chalcogrammus (walleye pollock)
Lineage: Eukaryota; Metazoa; Chordata; Actinopteri; Gadiformes; Gadidae
Gene: ahr1b
Product: aryl hydrocarbon receptor 1b
Exons: 11
Coding region: 1260-4157 (965 amino acids)
Biological process (GO): regulation of transcription by RNA polymerase II
Cellular component (GO): nucleus; aryl hydrocarbon receptor complex
Molecular function (GO): protein dimerization activity; transcription cis-regulatory region binding; nuclear receptor activity
Source: RefSeq, a predicted model, not a curated record
UGUUGUCAAAACAGCCGAUCAUAGCGACUCUGUGCCCUGUGUAGUCAUGGGUCACUGCAGGUUGAGAAUGACUGAAAAGUUAUGAAAAAUGACUGACCUGCAUUCAUGAACGACGGUGUUACUUGGCAGUCAUGCAUUUCUGCCAAUUAAAUGCUUUGUAAUAUGCUUUAAUCUGGUCAAAUGAGCUAAACAUAAAUAUUAUCAAUAUUGAGAGAAAUAUUACAUCCGAGAUAAAGGGAAGGUCAGUCUCUCGUCAUCAUAUGAAGCCUCUUCAUUGGCUACACGGAGAAUGCAGAAUGAACAUUGGCAAUAUACCUCAGGUAAAAUACUAUUGUGUCCCCUUCUGUUGAAUGUCACUGCGAUGUUAGAUGUGAAUUCAGCUGGUUACAUUAUUUAAAAGUCUAACCUCUGACCCACAUACAGCAAGGCCACUUAGGCUCAACAUAAACCGCUAGUCUAUCAACUAGACGCCGAUUGGUCGAAAAACCGCACGCGGGGGCGCGCAAGCAUGACGCGUCGGCCUGUGUUUCCAGGAGAGAUUCUCAUAUGCCAACGCAGACUCCCAUGUCUGAAGAGCCUGCGCGACCCCGUUCAAAUCUGUGUCGGACACUGUUGUGCCCGCUAGAGGAAUGCGCGUGCCCGGUACCCGGACCUGACGCGUUCAAUUGAAUUGGUUAAAGCCUUCUUGAGUCUAUACAAAAUAAGAAAAGUGAUUAUAUUUCUUAAUGUGAACGCGUCUUUUUUCUUUCGGUGUUUUUUUUGACGACCGCUGAUGGCUACGGUUUGUUUAGCGGGAACCGUUGAACUACGCCGCAAAGUCAUUGCAAUGUAGAGCAACCUUUUUUCGAUGGCGACACUAACUAAUGCUGGUUCUUCCCGGGCUUCACGUCCAGCGCUCCACUGAAGCCGCGGAUAUCCGGCGUCUCAUGCACAGACUCGAUCUUUUUUGAUAGAUCAGGACCCGGCCUGCCACUAAUAAGAUGCUCAGCACCACUGACGUUUUGAAGUCCCUCCAUGUUUAUAUUUUUUAAACUCAAUUAGACGACGUUAAAUUGUUCUCAGUCAUUCAUUGAGUUGUAUGUGCAUUUUAUUUUUAUUUGCAUUGCUGAACGUUGCAGUUUGUUUACGUUCUUGAUCUGCGGGAUUAGUGUAAGAACAAUUCUUUGGUGGCUUUAUGUAGCGCAGGGUCGCAGACGCGUCGCUUAAAACAUUUUUUUCCAAGGAUCAUUUGGGGGCUUACAUAACCCACAGCCAUCACCAUGUAUGCCGGGCGAAAAAGGAGAAAACCGGUACAAAGAGCCGUUAAGCAAGUUUCAAAUGAGGGAUCCAAGUCGAACCCCUCCAAACGGCACCGAGACCGUCUGAACGGGGAGCUGGAGAGGCUGGCCAGCCUGCUGCCGUUCCCCGAGGAGGUGACCACCAGCCUGGACAAACUCUCCAUCCUCCGUCUGAGCGUCAGUUACCUCCGGGCCAAGAACUUCUUCUCAGUGGCCCUGAAGACCAGCAAAUGCAACAGUGUGGUCCCCAGUGGCCCCAGCAGCGACAGCAACGUGGCGGUAGGGCUGUCGGACGCAUGGCUGCCAGAAGGAGAGCUGUUGCUGCAGGCCCUCAACGGCUUCGUCUUGGUCCUCAGUGCCGACGGGACCAUCUUCUACUCGUCCCACACCAUCCAGGACUACCUGGGCUUCCACCAGACGGAUGUGAUGCACCAGAGUGUGUUCGAGCUGGUCCACACUGAGGACCAGCUGGAGCUCAGGAAGAACCUGCACUGGGCUCUGAACCCGCCGGCCGCCACCGUAGUGGCCAUGAAUCAGGCCUCCCCCACAGAAAUGGAGCAGGACAGCGGCACCGCUGUGGUCACCUAUAACCCGGAGCAGCUGCCCCCGGAGAACUCCUCCUUCCUGGAGAGGAACUUUGUGUGCCGCUUCCGCUGUCUGCUGGACAACUCCUCCGGCUUCCUGGCUUUGACCAUGCAAGGGCGUCUCAAGUUCCUACAUGGGCAGCAUCAGCGGCAGGACAACGGGGGCAAGGCACCCCCCCAGCUGGCGUUAUUCGCCAUCGCCACGCCUCUACAGCCUCCAUCCAUCUUGGAAAUCAGGACCAAGAACAUGAUCUUCAGGACCAAGCACAAGUUGGACUUCACGCCAAUGGCCUGUGAUGCAAAGGGGAAGAUAGUGCUGGGCUACACCGAGGCAGAGCUGCGGGUCAGAGGGUCGGGUUACCAGUUCAUCCACGCAGCAGACAUGCUGUACUGCGCAGAGAACCACGUCAGGAUGAUAAAGACGGGCGAGAGCGGCCUCACGGUCUUCCGGCUGCUCACCAAGGACAACCGCUGGAAGUGGGUCCAGGCCAACGCCAGGCUGGUCUACAAGAACGGCAAGCCGGACUACAUCAUCGCCACGCAGAGGCCACUCGUAGAGGAAGAGGGAGGAGAGCACUUGCGCAAGCGUUCAAUGCACCUCCCCUUCACCUACGCCACUGGCGAGGCCCUGCUGUACCAGUCCAACCACCCCAUUCCUGGAUUCAGCGACGGGAUCCAUGAGAAGAACGGCAGCAAGUCCAAGAAGUGCCGGUCGGAGCGGGUUGCGAGAGAGGGCCUUGACCCUAGCUCCCUGCUGGGGGCCCUGAUGAGUCAGGAUGAGUCUGUGUACGUCUGCCAACCCGCGCUGGAACCCAAGCUGGCGUUCCACAGCAGCUUCCUGGGAGAUCAGCUGGGCUUCUCUGAGUCCGAGUCCCAUCCAGGGGUUCACAACGGAUGGGAUGCGCCCGGGAAUGGCAUCAAUGGCAUCAACGGGGCCGGGCUCCCUCCGCCAGCCAACAGCUUUGACCCGCUUCUGAGCACCCUGGACUCCCUCUCCCUGGGCGACCAGAACUCAGCCACAGCCCCGGAGGAGGGCUGCUCCAACGGAGAGCUGUUCAGAGCUCUGGAGAGUCUGGGCCUCAGUGCCGAGGACCUGGAGCUGCUGCUGCUGGACGAGCGCAUGAUCCGGGUGGAGAUGGACCCGGACCGCGUGCCCUCCCUGGACGACAUCCUCACCAACGACGAGAUCCUGUCCUACAUCCACGACUCCCUGGAGGCCAAGAGCGACAAGGCGGAGGAGGCUGGACAGGCCCCUCCCGUCCUCGCCAUCGACGCCGCCGCCGCCAUCGACGCCGCCGCCGCCCCGACAACCACGGCGGUGUCGCCGGCCUACAUGCGCACCCAGCUCCCUCAUCAGAAGGCUCCCCUGGUGGGCCAGGCCCCCAUCACUCUGCUGUCCCAGCAGAUGCAGCAGCAUCUCAGCAUGAGUUCGGGUAAGGUGGGGCAGGACUGGGUCAACCACAACCACCACUCAGGGCUUAACGGGGAUUACCCGGCGCAGGGUCAAGCCCUCACCGACGGACAGUGGUCAGCCCAGGACAUUCUUCACGGUUCAGGGAUGGCCGCGCGCACGGGACACUAUCCUGCGACGCAGGGUUCGCAGCUGGACGGGGAGCAGCAGCAGCAGCAGCAGCAGCGGCAGCAUCAAGCACACCCCCUCUACCUCCAGCCACAGCCGCAGCGUCCCACUGACACGCAGGGCCCUCUCUCGCUGCAGUGCCACGCCAAGCAGAACGGAGAGAACCUCAACGGUCCAUCCAACGGUACCGGCACAGACAACCCCCUCGGCAAGAGCCCGUGGCAGGACUUUGGGUUCGGGCAUCCCCCCAGGGAGAAUCUCUGUGGCCUCAGUAACGGCCAGGCACCCGUCACAGCCCCCUCGCUAGACGCUUGCAUCGAUUUCGCCAUGCCCGAGCUCCAGAGCAUGGAUUACCCCGUCAACGGGGGCGGCCUGUACCAGGGUGUCGAGGCGGCGGUCUCGUCCUACCAGAGGAUGAGCCACAAACACCAGCAGGAGCAGCACUUCCAGCCGCCCUUGGCCCACACGGCCCUGGAGCAGAUCCUAGGGCUGAACCAGCCUUGCAGGCAGCUGGGUCCCUAUAGCCUGGUGGCCCCCGACAUCGCCCAUGAACCCAACCACAGCAAGAUGGAAAAUGGCUGCAUCCUGAACGGCUCUUACCAGGGGAACUGUGCUCUGCCCAAUGGGAAUGGAGCAGUGCCCCCUAGCGGCCAGAUGCCAGGCCCUGACUCUCUACCCAGCCUAGCAGACCCACAGGUCACAGACUUCUACCUUUGACCGAGGGGGGAAGGGAGCCAGUAUGCUGCCAUUACACUCUUACGUCUUAUUUAGAAUCACCCUAACAACUAAGCCCAGCUUUUUACUUCUACUAAAAAAUUAGAAAAACAAAAAUAAGCAUUUUGGUUAUUUUGUGUGUGUCUGUGUGUAUGUCUGUUCAGCUCUGUGUGUGUGUGUGUGUGUGUGUGUGUGUGUGUGUGUGUGUGUGUGUGUGUGUGUGUGUGUGUGUGUGUGUGUGUGUGUGUGUGUGUGUGUGUGUGUGUGUGUGUGUGUGUGUGUGUGUGUGUGUGUGUGUGUGUGUCUGUCUGUCUACAGGAGAGAAAAAGAGUAAUAUUUUACAUUGUACAUAACAUUAUCAUUUAAGUCCUUUGUUUACAACAAUGCAGUCAGAGCAUGGGUCAGGUUGCCACCAUUUUGAGGACCAGAGACGAGAAUUAUGUCUGUUCUUUUCAGUGUGCUUCCAGAGUCCUUGCCCUCCACCACCCUGAGAUUUUUUCUUAAUUUAAUUUUUGUUUAUAUCUUGUUUUUUUGCGACGUGACAUCAGCAGCCCUAGUAUUUUGAGUCAUGAAACAGUAAUGUAACUUUUUUUUUCAAGAGUUGGAUGAGUCUUUGUUGUACAAAGAAUGAUGAGAUUAAGUCACGUAUGUCAGAAGUAGGAAUGAUACAGCACGGUGAAAUUAUGGCUAGAAAUACACUGCACUUUAUUUCAAGCCCCCCUCAACCUCAUUACCACUGUUAGGAAUUCAGUUAAGGUUUUGAAGAAACACGUUGCAUAAUUUCCCCGAAGCAACUGUUUAUGAAGUCUUUAGCAGUUAGUUAGUGGUGUUCUGAGGUGGCAUUCAGACAACAAUUUUACAUUGUUAUAGCGAAAUCCCUCCUGGAUGAUUGAUAGCAUAGAUAUAUAUUUUUUCUCCCACUUGAGGUAACUUUUUUGUUGGACUUGUUGAUCUGGUACCUCUGGAUUUUUAUUUUGUUUACGGUGCUAAUAUUUUACUGUGACUGUCAAACUUGAAUCACUUGAUUUACAUUUUCAAUAUUUAUUAAUGUCUACAUGGCAAGUUUUUAAUUUGUUUGUAAAUCACAUCAUUGCGGGAAGAAUUACCUUUGUGUGAAUCUAUUGUUCAAAAUGAAAAUUGGUCAAAAUGAAUUCCUUGCUUGUUUAUUUUGGGAGUAAAGUCAUUACUACUGGGGCACUCUACUACCUAUAUGUUUCUUUCAAGUAUUCUCGUUUUCUCUUUACAUAAUGGUACAAUUACGUUUAUUUCAAGUCAGGAACUGCAAGUAGGCAUAUAUAUGACGAGACAAUCACAAAACCAAAUGUGAGUACAGAUAUUUAAAACGCACACCAAGAAAAUACGCUUUUUCUGCUACAGAUACAGUUUUGAAUGUUUCAUGUACAUAGCAAGCAUUUGGGAAAAUUACACAAAAAUAGAGCUAUUUCGUCAUAAACAUGCUGAAAGAGAUUUUCAUGUAGCCUAGUUAUAACAAUUAUGUCAUUAGUAUUACAAUUAAUGUGAUCCAUAUUAUAUUAACUGUUGAAAUGUGACACACGAGUACAGAAAUAGUUCAUUUCUGGUUUCCUUUCUUUUCUACAACAGAAUUGUUUGAAAUAUUUAUCUUGAUUUCAUAUGACCUGUUAGAAAUGUCCAAAAAAUCAAAUGUGUGCAGAAAAGCUAAAAUUAUGUACUAAGAAACACAGGUACCUGUACAUUGAUCGACGUCUUUUCACUCCUUUUAAACACUAUUUCUCAACCCACUGCUGCUUAUUGAGGUACCUGGAUUUUUAUUGUGCAUUGUAAAUGCUACUCUCCCAUCACAAAACAGCUUGAAUCUUGCAUCAGUCUGAUAACAGUGCCAUACUACUGAGACCUGUGAUGAUAUAGGUCAAAUGUUUGGAGAAACGUUCAUUCUGUGAUUUGCAUAGUCACGCUAGCAACGGGCCUACAGGAUAUAAUACAUGUGUAUGGUAACAAAACAUUUUUGACCCAUGUCUUUUGACUGCUUGUUCGAAAUAUUUUACUUUUGACCUUUGAAAUAAAGGAUUUAUUCAAUCACGUUGAAAAGAAAGUGGUCUCUCAAGUUUGUAACUGUGUCAGUGACGAACAGCUACAUUUCAAAUGUGAAAAUAAUUUGCCGUUCCCUUGCAAAAUGUUCACCAUCUGAGACUGUGGUCUGCCAGAAAGGGUUCUGUCCUGAUGUUUGUUGUUAGUGUCCGGUUACUAAAUGGCCUGCCUAAGCUUUA